This is a messenger RNA of Aphelenchus avenae, 2713 nucleotides long. NCBI's taxonomy places the organism in Eukaryota, Metazoa, Nematoda, Chromadorea, Rhabditida, Aphelenchidae. The record is from the annotation of a GenBank genome assembly.
AUGCGAGGCUCCCCAGGGAGGGAGACCAACUCGAAGAGAAUCCACCGGAAGAACAAGUCGAGGAGCCCGGGAACCGGCCCUCAAGGACGCAAGAGCACUUCACGUCCGACGACUGCUUCGACCGUUGAGGACAUAGAGGCGAAGGGCGUCAACGCCUGUGACGAUGACCGGCUCCUCUCCGGCCACCAGUCUCCUUCGUCGACGGCAAGAUGUCCGACCUACGAUUUGCCGCAGCGCGACCGGCUAGGAGUCGGUACCGAUGAGUCCCCACCACAGGACGAGGAUCCCUGGGCGGAUAUGCUGCCGGAAGAGGCCGAAUCGAUUCCCGAGUCCAUCGGACACUGCAGCAAUGCGCCGUACGGGCCUUCUGAUGCAUACUCCGACGACUAUGAGUGGUUCCCACCACCGGAAGAAGAACAUCCUUCCACGUACGCUGUGAGUGCGUCGCUUCCUGCCGACACACGCACAGUGUUACUCGAGUGCGUCAAGGUGACCGCCGAGAAUCCAACCACCGGAGCCUCGCGCGACGUUACCGUCUUCUUCGACAGCGGAAGUUCGCUGACUUUCGUCUCCACGACGCUGGCUGACGAUCUGGGUCUGCCACAACAAGGAAGUCGACACCUCCGUGUCAACGUCUUCGGCUCCACGAAGCCCACGCUCAUGGACGGCUUCGCUACCAAGCUCAUCCUUCGUUCGCAGCAUGGCCACUCCGUGCCGCUUCAUGCGACAGCAGCACCAGAUUGUAUCGUCAAAGCAGUUACCACAGCGCUGGUUGAGGACCACGAACUCCCACCACUCCUGGAUAACGAGGUCUCCCUGAUCUCGUCUCGUGAGACGCCCGACAUCCUCAUUGGACAAGACACCGUCCAACUCUUCAGACGCCAAACCAAGGGACGGCUCCCGAACGGCUUCGACCUGAUCAAGACCAUCUUGGGACCGAUGAUCGGAGGAGCCGGAAAGGUCGCCAACCCCACUUCGGCAUUCGACACCACCACUAUCGCAUUCGUCGACGUGUCCCUCUCUGACGGGACGGACUUUGACGGACUGUCCGAUGGCUCUGCUACCUCACCCAUCGCCAUCUUUCCACCACCACCAUCGAAUUCGAAGUUCAGCAAAACGGCUCUCCUUCCACCUGAGAGCAGAGAACCGGCGCACCCUGUCCUCCUGACAGAGUCGCGCCUCCAACCACCAAACAAGACGCGGACCGCAUGCUCUGCCCUCCUGGCGGAACCAUGCGACGCCCCGCUAGAGGAAACCAUGGUAUCCGGCUACUUCAGCGGACUGGUCGACAAAUCCGACGCCGAAAUUUUCGGUGACUUCUCCUACCUUGAGAACGCCGGCAUCGGUACCAGCGAGAUGACGCCCGACGACAAAGCGGCUGCAGAUAUGCUCGAGAGACUCAUCGCACGCGAGCCAGACGGACGCUACAAGGUCCCUCUCCUGUUCCGCACCGCCGACGGCGAACCCCCGUCCAACAACGACCUGCCGACCAACAUGCACCUCGGCAAAGGACGUGGCAUCUCGACCCGCAACUCGCUAGCCAAAGUACCGAAGAACCUCGCCGAGUACGAUGGCAUUAUCCGCGACUACCUGGCUCGCGGCUUCAUCAGUACGGCACCGCUCCAAACGAAGCAGACAAAGCACUGCCUGUCGCAUCACCCUGUGCACAAAGAGACCUCGACCACUACCGCUACGCGGCCGGUCUACGACGCCAGCGCCAAGCUACCCGGGCAUGCCAGCCUCAAUGACUGGCUCUACCGCGGCCCGGUAUUUCUUCCAACCAUACCAGGCGUCUUGCUGCGCAGCCGUCUCCCUAAGAUCAUCAUCGUGAGCGACAUUGGCAAGGCGUUCCUCCAAGUGGCGGUCAAGGAAUCUCACCGCGACUGCCUCUGGUUCGUCUGGUUCAAGGACCCGACCCAGGAACCCACCGACGACAACAUCAUCUUCUACCGCUUCGAUCGCGUGCCGUUCGGCCUGAAGUCGUCACCGUACCUUCUGGCAGGUGUUAUCAAGAAGCACCUCGAGAGCGAAGGCACUCCACUCGCCCUGGAGAUGCUCAGAAACUGUUACGUGGACAACGUCCUCCUCAUGGCCGACACCGUUGAGGAAGCUCUCCAGAAGUACCACGAGUCCAAAGCCAUCUUCGCCAAAGCGCAGAUGCCUCUUCGCGAGUACGCCUCGAACGACGCGAAGUUCAACGACGCCCUCGAUCCUGCAGACCGAGCUGACCUCCACAAGCUCCGCGAGCUCGGGAUCCGAUGGGACGUCACUGCCGAUUAUUGGGACAUUCCACUCCGGCCUAAACCGCAGAAAGAUCCUGUCCUCCUGACAGGAUCGACUGUUGCUAGCUCGGCUCAAUCCGUACCCCGGACGGAUUCGAAACUGGCAGCGGCUACUACGACACCGUCCAAGGGACCUGUCCUCCUGACAGAGACCCAAGGACCUGUGCUCUCCAAGAAACCCAAGCGGAAACGCCGCAAGCCAGUCGACGACGGCCGUCUCACCAAGCGUUCGAUGCUCCGCUUCGUCGCCCAGAUAUUCGACCCACUAGGGCUCGUUCAAGCUGCCCUCCUACUGGCCAAACUCGUCAUCCAGGAACUCUGGAAGGCCGAGAAAGACUGGGACGACGACAUCAGCGAGACGCACGCGCUUCUGUGGAAAGAAGCCAUCAGAGACCUCGCCACCACCUCUAUUCGGAUUCCACGCCGAUUAA